Messenger RNA from Zophobas morio, 1098 nucleotides. Its product is annotated as regucalcin-like. The coding region runs from base 124 to 1044 and encodes 306 amino acids. The record is from RefSeq and is a predicted model, not a curated record. The transcript has 6 exons. Lineage: Eukaryota; Metazoa; Arthropoda; Insecta; Coleoptera; Tenebrionidae. Gene Ontology annotation, biological process: L-ascorbic acid biosynthetic process. Gene Ontology annotation, molecular function: calcium ion binding; gluconolactonase activity.
AAUUAAGUCAAGUGAACCAUCAAAGACUAAAACACUGAAGAAUGGUUAGUUUUUUGUGCUCGAGAAUCUUGUCAUUGAGACCUGCUUCGUUCAACACCUUCUUGAAAAAAAAAAUUGUGGUCGAUGGCAACUGUAGAACGAGUAAUCGACGGCUGCAGCCUUGGUGAAGGCCCCCACUGGGACGUUCCCAGCCAAAGUCUAUACUUUGUUGACAUAUUUGCAAACAACAUACUAAAAUACACCCCAUCGACGAAAAUCCUUACGAAAGCGUCACUCGAGAAAUCGCCGUCUUUCAUUGUACCCGUCGAAGGUAGAAGUAAUGAAUUUAUUGUCUCACAAGAGUCAGAACUGGUGAUAAUAUACUGGGAUGGCGAAAGCGAGGACGUACAGGUGGUGGAAAAAGUGUGUGCUGUGGACAAUUCUGAAAAAAAAUUCAACGAUGGAAAGUGUGACUCUUUGGGACGACUGUGGGCUGGUGCUCACAUCGUCCCUACUGACGACUUCACGCAGGCUCAGCCACUAGGUACUUUGUACAAUCUUGACACAAACAAUCAACUUGUAGACCAAGCUGGUGAAAUUCGGGUUUCAAAUGGACUGGCCUUCAAUGAAACGACCCAAAAACUGUUCUACAUUGAUUCUUUAGAACAAAGAGUUGAUAAGUUUGACCUGGACGUUACUAAAGGCACUAUCUCAAACAAGCAGCCUUGGUUUACUUUCCAUAGAUUAAGUAUUUCUGGAUAUCCCGAUGGGAUGACGAUUGAUACAGACGGUAAUCUUUGGGUCGCCGUUUUUCAAGGUAGUCGUGUAUUGAAAAUUGACGGCAACAAGUGUGAAACCUUGUUAGACACCAUUAACAUACCCACCGAACAGGUAACUUCUGUGGCAUUUGGUGGGUCAAAUCUGGACGAACUAUAUGUAACUACUGGAUCUGUAGACGGUUUCGGGAAAAGAGAAACGAGUCCUCCGGAUAGUGGUGCGACUUACAAGGUCACUGGAACUGGUGCUAAAGGUCUUCCCGCCACUAAUUUUAAACUACAUCAAUGAAAAACUUAAACCAAUGUACAAAGGUUUUGACAUAAUAAAAUGUUGACAGUGGUA